AUGUCCUGGCCAGCCCUCCGCGCCCAAUAUGCAACCCUGCUAAAACAAUUCUUGAAGUCCACCAAAGAAUUCGACGUCCUAACAACCAUCCCUCCAGACCACUCCGCAUCGGAGACCCUCUAUGUCUUAGAUUCCAGCUUCAAUCCCCCCACCCUUGCCCACCUCCGCAUCGCCAGCACCGCCCUACAGUCAAAACCGACGCCCCGUCCCCGCCUGCUCCUCCUCCUAGCAACCCAAAAUGCAGACAAGCCCUCCAAACCAGCCUCCUUCGAGGAUCGCCUAGUUAUGAUGGAGCUCUUCGCCCGUGAUCUGCGCGCACACCUGGCAACCACACCAGCCUUCGCGGAUGCCGCUGCCUCGGGCUCCGAGUACCAGCUACCGGUCGAGGCCCUGCCCUUGAUUGACAUCGGCGUGACCAAGAAGCCGUAUUUCGUGGACAAGGCGGCUGCGAUUGAGAGUUCGGAUCGGUAUCCUGGGGCGCUGGAGCAGGUGCAUCUUACGGGCUUUGAUACGUUGGUGCGGAUCUUUGAUGCUAAGUAUUAUCCGCCGCAUCAUACAUUAAGUCCGCUGGUGCCGUUCUUGGAGAGGCAUCGGUUGAGGGUUACUAUGCGGCCUGGGGCUGAUUGGGGCGAGAAGGAGGAGCAGGUUGCGUUUAUGGAUGCUCUUGCUAGAGGGGAUCGGGAUGAUGAGGGUGCGCGGAGGGAGUGGGUGCGGCGCAUUGAGUUGGUUGAGGGUAGGAAACCGACUGAGCCGCAUGUGAGCUCGACUCGGGCUCGCGAAGCUUUGCAUUCUGCUCCGAGGGACUUGGACUGGCUGGUUCCGGAUCUGGUCAGGCAGUAUAUCCUCUCUGAAGGGGCAUAUCCCGCUGUUGGAGCUGGGGCUGCCAAAGUGUAG
Penicillium nucicola is the source of this 894-nucleotide messenger RNA. RefSeq names its product nicotinate-nicotinamide nucleotide adenylyltransferase. The record is from RefSeq and is a predicted model, not a curated record. NCBI's taxonomy places the organism in Eukaryota, Fungi, Ascomycota, Eurotiomycetes, Eurotiales, Aspergillaceae. Gene Ontology annotation, cellular component: cytoplasm; nucleus. The coding region runs from base 1 to 894 and encodes 297 amino acids. Gene Ontology annotation, molecular function: nicotinamide-nucleotide adenylyltransferase activity; ATP hydrolysis activity. The transcript has a single exon.